AUGGCGCCCAAAUCACAAGCACAAACGCAGCCUCAGGUUGGGAAGCGAAAGCCAACCAAAUCUUCAAGUCUCCACCGAACAGUCAGGCUUGAUGGGGAAAGAAUACCUUCAUCCUCAGCACCUUCAAGAAUGACCAGAAUGGACCCGCUGACAGCCUUCUCAAAAUCUGUAACGACUGUAUCCACAGUCAAUAAAAUCAACGCGUCCCAGUCUCAAGGUCAGAAGUUCAAAGGAAAGGGGAAGGCGAAAAUUCAGGAAUAUGAAAGCGAGAACAGUGGUGAAGAUGGACAAGCAGCUGGCUUUCUGUGGGUUGAUAAGUAUGAGCCCAUGACUGAGGCUCAAUUGGCGGUUCAUGCCAGAAAAGUGGAAGACGUACGGAGAUGGUUCGAUGAAGCCUUCGAGGGUGGUCCAUCGGGAAAGCUUACCAAGUAUAGGCGUAUACUAGUACUUACUGGUCCAUCUGGGACAGGCAAAACUGCAACAGUUCGUGUACUUGCGAAAGAGAUGGGAUUCGAGAUUAUGGAAUGGAAAAAUACGAUCGGCGAGGCCCAAAACUUCUUUAGCCAAGAAUCUAACACUUCGGACUAUGAAGGCCUCUUCACCAAGUUUGAAGCUUUUUUGGCCCGGGCAUCGACAUGCCAUAACAUCUUUGCCAGCUCCUCUGCACAAAAAUCGAAAAAUCGCCGAAUAAUUCUUCUAGAAGAUCUUCCAAAUAUCCUACACUCCAAGACACAGACUCAGUUUCACGAGGCAUUACAUGCAUUGGUGUCGGCGCAGUCAGCGAACCCUGUCCCUGUGGUCAUUAUCAUAAGUGAUUCAGGUUUGCGCGGAGAAGCGACCGACGAACGAAGAGCGGAAGCCGGGGGAUGGGGAUGGGGAAAGGACAAGACCCAAAUUAUCGACGUGCGGACUGUUCUUCCAAAGGAUCUCUUAGGAGGGCAGUUUGUGACAGAAAUAAGCUUUAACCCAAUCGCCCCUACAUUACUUCGGAAAGCUCUUCAAGCGAUGCUUAGCAUUCACUUUUCGAGAUCCUCAGCUAGUGCGCCGUCGAAGGAAGUUUUGGAUACCAUAGUAGAGUCUGCGAACGGCGAUAUCAGAAGUGCAAUAAUGGCUCUUCAAUUUGCAUGUAUAAUCGAGUUUCCGGGGCGCGGCAAGAAAAGGCUAGGUGAACAACGAAUAGUGCUGGAAGCUGUGACAAGGCGUGAGCAGAGCUUAGCACUUUUCCACUUAUUAGGAAAGGUCUUGUAUAAUAAGCGUAUGGGUGAUCCUCCAAGUGCCUCUGCCAGUGCGAAAGAUUUGCAGAAGGAACGCGACAUUGAUGCAGCACUUAAGCCGAGUGUAAAGCUUCCUGUACACUUGCACCAACAUGAUAGGCGGGCAAGUAGGGUAAAUGUUGAAUCCCUCUAUGCCGAUUCUCCCAUUGACACCUCAUUAUUUUCGUUGUACAUCCACCAAAAUUACACGCAAUUUUGCAACGAGGUUGAAGAAUCAGAAGAUUUGGCUGAUUGGUUGAGCUGGAUCGAUGCUAGUGGUGGAGAUAUGUGGUAUCAGGCUAAUCCUCAUCAGUUUCACUUGUUGACGUUGGGCACAUUGCAUUCACUACCUUCGCCGGUUCCACGACGUUCCCAGAAGUACUACAAGCCCGAAUUUUUUGGCUUCUUGCAAAAAGAAAAAGACGCCUGGGAUAGUGUUUGCGCUACUCGGGAUUGGCUAAUCGAUGACCUACUAUCUCGGGAUGGGUCUGGUUGGAGAGCUGGUGGAUGGACCAAGAACGACGUCGUACUGGAAGUGGGUGGCGUUCUCAAAGCUCAAGACGCAAUACAAAACUCCAAAUAUGCUCGGCCUCCUCCUCCUGUACACAAGCUUUUCUCGCAAAUGACAUUCACACGCACAGGGAACACCGUUCGGGCAUCUCAAUUAGACGAAAGAGACGACUUUCAAGCAGAUCAACAAUUGGGCCUUGAUCGCGACCUUGAUAUGGUAUCCCCGUCUUCGAUAUACAAGAUGGCAGAGGAAAAGGGGGGCUGGUUGGAAUCUGACGAUAUUGACGAAUUCUGA
Psilocybe cubensis is the source of this 2058-nucleotide messenger RNA. RefSeq lists its product as uncharacterized. Gene Ontology annotation, biological process: DNA repair; mitotic DNA replication checkpoint signaling; DNA damage checkpoint signaling. Gene Ontology annotation, molecular function: chromatin binding. The record is from RefSeq and is a predicted model, not a curated record. Bases 1 to 2058 code for a protein of 685 amino acids. The transcript is spliced from 10 exons. Lineage: Eukaryota; Fungi; Basidiomycota; Agaricomycetes; Agaricales; Agrocybaceae.